GCCUUUUUCGUCAAAAUACCGGAGAGUUUAGGAUACCAGAAAGAAGAAUCUACCUGGUUUGAUGGAAGUGCAAUAUUCAACACCCUGAAGCCUCAAAUCUGGCAGAGUCUUGCCAAUAACUACCAGAUUGAAUUGCAAGCAGUGGCUCUAUCUACACCCACACCCAACCUGUUGUACUGACAUGCACCAACCUUUAGUCGUGGAUUGCACUAUCCCACAACCGACCGCCAACCAUUCGGAUGCCUCAGUUCGAACCCUUACAUCUUCGCCGACCAACCUCAGCCCGGACAGCCUGUUCUCCUACAAUCACACCAGCCCACCGAGCUCCACAGACUCGUCACACAUUUCAGAGAAAUGUCUCGAAAGCUUAUCCCCAGAACUUCGUGGCUACAUUCAACAACCACCUCUGAUAAUUGGUGACCGAGUCCUUGUCGGUCGAGCAAAGCGUCGCGGCACGAUUGCUUACAUCGGACCGACACAUUUUGCGGCCGGAAAUUGGGCAGGUGUGGUUUUGGACACCGACAAAGGACGCCACGACGGCGCGACACAUGGUCUACGCUACUUCUCGUGUCCCCCAAAACGUGGUCUUUUUUGUCCCUUGGAUGCACUUGAAAGAAUAAAAAAUGACACUUCACCCCCGAGUGCACGAAUUCGAGCAAGGAACAAUACACCACCAUCAGUCCCGCAGGCCACUGGACCGGAUAGCAGAAGAUUUAGUCUCGUGAUAUCCAGUGGACUUGUGCGUAGUAAAUCCGCCAAAUUUGAUUGCCGAAAAUUUCAAUCUAUCAUUGGCACCAUUAGUCCUGCAACAUCUGCUCCAACCACUGGUUCAAAGCUGCAGAGGAGCAAGUCAGACAGAUUUACCUGGAAACGACCGGAGUGGUUACCACCAGGAAGUCACGAUGUCAGAAGUAGUGGUCUGACACCCGACAAAGAAAAACUUUCAAAGCUCAGUCGAAGCAAAACACUACCAGGUCUCAACAAAUCUCAAAGUCCACAACGCAGCAAACUGGAAGCUACCUUGCGAAAAUCGAACUCACUUUUUCGACCGAGUUUCCCAAAACCACUUCCCUACCACAGCAACACAAAGCCACAAUUCUCAAAAAGCCUUACUGUGUUAGACAAGCGGGCUAGUCGCAGGUCCUAUGCCCCAUCGUGCGCCAGUAUGCCAUCCCGGCCCGAGCUUCGGAGGCGAGUAUGGUCGGAGAGCAGCAAGAAAACCAGUAGCCUUCCAGAUGUCACCACGUCACAGCAGAAAUACAAUGCCCUCCUCAAAGCUUUUGCAGCAUUGACCAUGUGUGAAUCUAAAGCCGAGUCUUUGAGAAAGUCACUGAUUUCAUCAAUGAGUAAAGAUGACAGCAACUUUCAGGUGGAUUGCAUCGUCAGUUGCGCACAGGACCGAUUGAUGGAAUUACAGAACCAACUACUUGAGGUGUACCAUGCACGAAAUAAAGUGGCUGAAGAACUGGAAAACACCAAGAAAUUGUAUGAACAACUUCGAUACGCUUGCGAAUUAAGGAAGUCCGGUCACAUCCCUUGUUCCAAAACAGGGUUUUUCAAUGAAUCACGACUCGGGCAGCUGCGGUCCCGAAUGGCAGAAGAAUUUCAACGCACGAAACGCCUUUGGACUGAAAUGAAGAAACUUCAUCAGCGGAUACAAUCGUCAAACAUUUCUGUUCCAAACAGUAUCAGUCCGCAUACCACAGCUGAGUCCACAGUUGCUUUGGCUGAUCGAAAUUCCGUCCUGCCCGAGGGGGAUACAGAAGACGACGAAGCGAAAGUACGAGAGAUGAGUGAAUUCCCAGAUUUCAAACUUAGAUCUCCAACACCCGUCCUCACGGAAUAUCAGCUUCGAAAACUGAAGAUGACUUCCAUUCAGCAGAAUCACUACAUGGCACUACUGGGAAAAAUAAAAGUUUGCCGGAGUGUUAUUCAUCAGAAUCUGGAUGCCCUUUUCAAGGAACAGGAUGAAAUUGACGGACUUGUACAUCGACCCACGCUGCUACUUGCAGUGUACGAACAGCAAGCUGCACGGGUGAAUCAGACCCAAAGCUCCAACCAUCGACUGGCUACGGAACUGAGUGUCAUCCGAGCUGAAAUUGCUCACCUCUCCAGCCGUCCCGUAAAAGAAGCUCACAUGCUUGUCGAAAAAUUUCGGACAGCUGAAAGUGCUUCAAAGAACUCGAAACUGCACAUUGACUUCCUCGGAAAAGUGCUGCAGCGGCUGAAGGAAGAUAUCAACGCCUGGAAGGUUAAAGUUUCCGUGAAAGAGCAGCGACAGACCAUACUUAUGCGAGUGAACCUCCGUAUUCAUCAGCUUACACAGUUCGAAUGCAAAGCGCACAGUUUGGAACUUGAACAAACACAACUAGUUGAAAGCAAACAACGUGAGCUGAAAAGUUUAAUGGACGAAUUUGAUUUUAUGUCCCGGGUCUGGGCCAAUGAACGUCAGCUACAGCUGAAGACAAACUACCAGCUGAAAGAAAAACUCACCAAUCUUACUGAUAUGCAUUCGGUGUCAAAAAGAAACGGGCAAGAGUGGUCUGCAGAGAAUCUGUGUUACGGAUUAGAAGGGGAUUCCGCAAUGACAUAUGAACUAUUCAGUGUCUUAUGCAAAGAAAUACGACGACUUCAAACCCGGUCAGCCAGUUUAAUUGAUGCCCUUGACACGCUGUCUUCCGGAGGCUGCAGCCCAACCACACUCGAAAGCAUCCGUGUCUUGGUUCACCGAACCAACAAUCCAAAGAGCGUCAAAAAGUCGCCGGCAUUCCUCCGGCGUGAAAUAAACCUUGAUAUUUCAUCAUCUGCUCCACAUCUGGAUUUCACACCUCCGAAGUCAGUUGUAGUUCCCAGACCAGUAUUCCGUCACGUACCAACCACAUCUUCAGGAGGUAGUGAAAAAGUUAUGAAACCUCAUCCUGUAUGCAUCGAUAGUCGUGAUCAUUCAUCCUCCACUUACUUCUGUCCGAAUGGCAAUCGUCAAACGAAGUCUCAGUCAAGCGAGAGAGACAUUCGACCCACAUGUCCAGUACGUCAACUCAAUAGAACUUCUUCCCCGGCUUUUGGAACGCAUUUACGUCGACGUCCGAUGUCUCUCUACAUCCGGCGGUCUUUUGAGCCCGUAUUAGAAGGCAGCAUUCCGGAAGCAGACGAAGAACAAGAGAAAGAAGAAUUUAUUUAGGACGCAAACCUAUUCCGCUCUUUUUAUGUCCAAAGGCUGUGCAGUAUUUG
Messenger RNA from Opisthorchis viverrini, 3231 nucleotides. RefSeq lists its product as hypothetical. The coding region runs from base 182 to 3181 and encodes 999 amino acids. The transcript is spliced from 18 exons. The record is from RefSeq and is a predicted model, not a curated record. Lineage: Eukaryota; Metazoa; Platyhelminthes; Trematoda; Opisthorchiida; Opisthorchiidae.